Durusdinium trenchii is the source of this 1365-nucleotide messenger RNA. The record is from the annotation of a GenBank genome assembly. NCBI's taxonomy places the organism in Eukaryota, Dinophyceae, Suessiales, Symbiodiniaceae.
AUGUUGAAACAUGUUAAAAGUUUAGAACUGGGCAAGUCGGUGGUCUGUGAGUUAUCAACGCAGGAGAUUGCGCAGAACUUUGUAUUCCUGCGCCCCCUGGUCCAGCAUUUUCCUGACCAUGUGCCUGGAGGGGUGCUCUUGACUGACAUCUGGUUGUAUCUGGACAGCCUCUUCGACCAGAAGUUGCUCUGCAAGCCAGAUGUACCCAAACAAACACAGGCUGCCAACGAAGCCUCCAGAUGCAAGCGUUUGAUCGGCGCCUUGCGCUAUCUCUACAGGAAUAGCGCUCAAAGUCACAAUCAGAAGGUGUCCGAGCUGAAAGGCAUGUUGAUGCCAUCUCCGGCUCGGCGGGAUGCACGUUUAGACCUUCGCAGGGCCAACGCCAAUGAGAACCUUGGGGAGGUGUUGGCUGAUGCUCCCAUGGACCUUGAUGCGGACGCGGACAGUGAGGGCAGCGAUGAGGUUGAGGAGGAUGAGCCUAUGCCCCUUGAUGGUCAACGUUCUGAGGGGGGCGAAGCCGUGGACGACGCCACAACUCUUGUGCUUGGCGCAGGUGAGGAUGUCGCUCCUUUGUCUGAUGUGGACAGUGAUUCCGACGAGGCGUCCUCGGAUGAAGCUGCGAGUGACCCUGAUUCACCACCGAAUGAACCUAGUGGGAGCAAUGGUGACAAGGGGCCCGGUGAUGUGGUUGCGCCAGGCUGCUUCGAAACACCACCGGUGAGGCGUCAGCUGAACAUGGAUGCCGCGUUGAGCGAGGAAAAGAAGGCUGAGCCAGACCAGCCUGUGCAUGAGAUUGAUUCAGACACCACUUCUUCUUCCGCUACAGUUGCCUGCCGUCGCACAGUAUCUUUUGCAAUUGUUUGGGUUGGGUUCAUGGCUAACUGGGGCGUUGUUGUUUAUGAGAAGUGGGAAACCGAGGGUGCUUGUCGUGGUGGUGCUGAUGCUACUGCUGAUUUAUUGGGCUCUUUGAGUCUUCGGGGACAUGAGAACCCUAACCAUGAAGCUUGCAACUUCUCGAAUCUAGAGACCAUGAAGCUCCCAUUGCUUGGAAAGCCUCAAUGGAUCAAAGACAGCGAGCAUGGCAUGUUGAUAAGGUCUCCCCCUACAGUUGGGGAACAAGUUCCUGAGUACAACGGCUAUAACUUGGAGCAUCUACCUCGGCAAGCGUGGCCUGCUGUGGAUCGCAAGCACCAAGGUUUGCACAGCUACACCGUUUUGCGGGGAGCUGCCAAGAUCGAGAUCCUGCUUCGAAACAAGGCCUACUACGUUCGGGGGCCAAAUAAGGGCCAGAUCUCAUGGGCCAAACAUGGUGGCCCACAUGAUGCUUGGAUUGUUGCCUGCACCAAGGCAGGAGUGAUUCCUUAG